CAAAAUACCAGAACAAAUAAAAAAGAUGGAUCAUGAGUCGAUUGCCAUUUAUCUGAACGCCCUUGAAUCGGGUUCAGAAAGAAGACGGGAUAUAAAUUUAAUAAUUGUUGGAAAAAAAUCUGUUGGAAAGACUUCCUUAGUACGAAGAUUGUUCGGGGAGGAGUUACAAAGCGUUAAAAGCACAAAUGGUAUAGAAAUUCAUCGGCGGAGAUGUCGAAUAAAUCUAAGUAACUGGGAAUGGAAUAAAGUGUUAGAUACAGGAUUAGUGAAAAAAACAAGUAUCAACAAUAGAAUAUUGCAGUCAAUUGUCAAAGAGUUGCAUCAAGAUAAAGAAAAACCAAAGCAUGACAUAUUGGAGAUAUCUUCAUCAGAUCAGAUAUCAACAGAUGAUAAUAAGGGCACAAUCACCAAAAAUAUUGAACAUGACGAUGAACCUCAACCCAAACGUGCCAAAAUGAAUUAUCAGUUUGCUUAUCCGGAGAUUACAGAAUCGCCGUUGUCUAAACUGGCAAAGGAUGAGCUGUUAAGCAUAAUCGGAUCUGCUGUAGACUUACAAGACGAAGACGGCUUUGCAAAUUUAACAGUGUGGGAUUUCGCUGGUGACAUUGAGUAUUACAACACACAUCAAACGUUUUUGAAUUCAGAAGCAAUUUUUCUUGUGGUAGCAAAUUUACAUGACAUAGAUGACAAAGUAGCUUACGGCACAUUCAAUUUCUGGAUGGAUACAAUACAUUGUUAUGGAAGCAUAAACGAUAAAACUGAAGCUGUAUUGCUCGAAGGAGUUCAAAACCUUCUAGAUCCACCAGUUAUUGCAAUUGGUACACACAAGGACAAAUUUCAGGACGAAGAACAAUGCAGAAAACGUCUCGAAUCCUACACUGAUAAAAUAUUUAAAGAUUCCAAGCUUCACCUGAGAUCAAUUCACCUGAUCUCCAACACAGAGGAUGUAGAAGAUGCUUUUGAAAAAUUGAGGAAUGAUAUAUUUGCCACAGCAAAGAGUACUGCAAAUUGGAAUCGAGAAUAUCCUGUUAAAUUUAUUCAGAUGGAAAAAGCCAUCAACUCUGAACUUACGAUCGGAAAACAAAUAAUUUCUUUUGAAAGAUUAAAAGAACUAGGUGAGAAAAUACCACUUCCGAUAACUGAUAACAUGGAGCUUCAUCUCUUUCUCAGGUAUCAACAUGAAAUUGGUAACGUGAUAUUUUUUGAAGACAUUCCGUCAUACAUCAUACUUGAUCCCCAAUGGUUAGCAAAUGCCUUUAAAUGCAUUGUUACAGCCCAGCAGUUUCAAUUUAAAUUACCACACUUACAAUGGGACAACUUCAAGAAAACAGGAAAGAUGGAUCCUAAGCUAUUGGAAGAAAUAUUCAAGAAACAAUCAGCAGACAUGAGAAUUCAUAAAGAGCAUAUACUGGAAGUAAUUGAAAAGUUUGACAUUAUCAUCUAUCCAUUGCUACUGACGGAAAGUGGAAAUGUACAAAGGGAGCAUAGUUUUUUUUAUGUUCCAUGCAUGCUUCAAACAUUAAAAAUUAAUGAUAUUGAUGUAUUGUUUAACGUUCCAAAUGCUAGCAAAUCUACAUGUUUGUGUUUUGUCUUUAGUUUUUUACCGCCGUAUCUAAUCAGCAAUCUGAUUGUCUCUUGUCUACGAGAAUAUCCUCUAGCUGUGGUAAAUGGCGAGAUAGGUCUCUUCAAGGAUUGUUGUGUAUUCAAUAUUGACAGAACUGGCUGUGCAAAAUUUGUAUUAGCAAAGAGUAGCCAUAUGAUUCAGCUGCAAGUAUGGCAAUGGAAUGAAGUAGAUACAGAGGUUAACCAAGCUGUUUUAAAAGUUGUGGAAAGAGAAAUCAAUAGAAUUGUCAACACGCGAUACAAGUUGAAAACGGUAUCUUUCAAGAAAAAAUGGAAGUGUGAGACCACCAGUUUCUCCUCUGACACAGGAUUCCUUGAAUUUGAUCAAGUAAAUGAUGGGGAAAAUUAUUAUUGCGAAGAACAUAGGAUUGUUCAUAAAUAUAAAGACUAUUGGUCUGGUGAGAAAUCUAAGGUAAUGUUUCUAUUUGCUUUAGAUUAUUUUCAUUUAGUGGGCAUAUAUUUGUGACAUGAUGAAAUCCAAUUAUUGGUAAUUUGUAU
Messenger RNA from Mytilus trossulus (common blue mussel), 2121 nucleotides. RefSeq lists its product as uncharacterized. Bases 26 to 2089 code for a protein of 687 amino acids. The record is from RefSeq and is a predicted model, not a curated record. Lineage: Eukaryota; Metazoa; Mollusca; Bivalvia; Mytilida; Mytilidae. The transcript has 4 exons.